Molecule: messenger RNA, 2661 nt
Organism: Homarus americanus (American lobster)
Lineage: Eukaryota; Metazoa; Arthropoda; Malacostraca; Decapoda; Nephropidae
Product: hemocyanin B chain-like
Exons: 3
Coding region: 32-2101 (689 amino acids)
Molecular function (GO): oxidoreductase activity
Source: RefSeq, a predicted model, not a curated record
UGGUAGACGACAACUCACAACCACCAUCACUAUGAAGGUCCUCGUGUUGUGCACACUGGUGGCUGCAGCUGCUGCCUGGCCAAGCUUUGGCCAGGAAAACCUGCUGGAAAGCUUCCAGAAUGAUGACCCGGGAGUGAGUCAGGCCAAGAAGCAGCAGGAUGUCAACCACCUGGUGGACAGGAUAUACGAACGUAUUCGCUAUCCUGACUUACAGGAUAUCGCAAACGCAUUCAACCCUGAGGCUGACACUUCCAUGUAUAGUGAUGAUGGCCAAGCCGUUCAUCACCUUAUGAAUGAUAUGAAUGAUCACAUGCUCUUGGAGAGGCACCAUUUGUUCUCCCUUUUCAACUCACGUCAUCGCAGAGAGGCUCUCAUGCUCUUCGAUGUUUUCAUGCACUGCAAGACGUGGACCUGCUUUGUCAAUAAUGCCGCAUACUUCCGUGAGCACAUGAAUGAGGGAGAGUUCCUUUACGCAUUCUACACAGCUGUUGUCCACUCUGAUCUGGGAACCGGAGUAGUUCUGCCUCCACUCUACGAAAUCACUCCUCACAUGUUCACCAACAGCGAAAUCAUCCACAAGGCCUACACUGCCAAGAUGACCCAGACACCAGGCAGGUUUCAGAUGAAAUUUACAGGAACGAAAAAGAACAAGGAACAAAGAGUGGCCUACUUCGGUGAGGACAUUGGCAUGAACAUUCACCACGUUACUUGGCAUAUGGACUUCCCUUUCUGGUGGGAGGACUCCUACGGCUACCAUCUCGAUCGCAAGGGCGAGCUAUUCUUCUGGGUCCAUCAUCAACUUACUGCACGCUUUGACGCUGAGCGUCUUUCUAACUGGCUGGAUGUGGUUGACGAGCUACACUGGGAGCGUAUUAUUCGUGAAGGUUUUGCACCACAUACCAGCUACAAGUAUGGUGGUGAGUUCCCUGCACGUCCUGACAACGUUCACUUUGAGGAUGUGGACGGUGUAGCUCGUGUGCGUGACAUGAUUAUUUCUGAGAGCCGCAUUCGCGACGCUAUAGCUCACGGCUACGUUACUGACAAGGAUGGUAACAACAUCGAUAUCCUGAACGAUCACGGCAUUGACGUCCUCGGAGACAUCAUUGAAUCAUCUAUGUACAGCCCCAACGCCCAGUAUUAUGGUGCACUGCACAACACAGCUCACAUAAUGCUUGGCCGACAAGGUGAUCCCCAUGGCAAAUUCAACAUGCCUCCCGGUGUGAUGGAACACUUUGAGACUGCCACCCGCGACCCAAGUUUUUUCCGACUUCACAAAUACAUGGAUAACAUCUUCAAGGAACACAAAAACUCACUUCCUAUUUAUACUAGGGAAGAUUUAGAGUUUACAGGUGUGGCUGUCGACGAUAUUGCCAUUGAAGGAGAGCUUAAAACUUACUUUGAGCAAUUUGAAUUCAGUAUCGCCAAUGCUGUAGACAAAUCUGAUGCGGUAGAAGAAGUGGCAAUCUCCACUCUCAUUCCCCGCCUGAACCAUCAUGAGUUUACCUAUAAAAUUGACGUCAACAAUAACAAUGAUGAAGAUGUUCUAGCGACCAUGCGCAUUUAUUUGUGCCCUAAGAAUGAUGCUAAUGGAAUAGAAUUUACCUGGGAUGAGGGACGAUGGUACUGCAUUGAAAUGGACAAAUUCUGGAAAAAGUUGGCCCCUGGAAAAACUAAUGUAAUGCGCAAGUCUUCCGAUUCAUCAGUCACAACACCUGAUAGUCCAAGUUUACACACUCUAAUGGAAAAGGCGGAUGAAGCCCUCAUCAGUGGCGACGAACUCGACCUACAUCAAUUUGAACGCUCAUGUGGCCUCCCUCAUAGAAUGCUCCUGCCCAAGGGUCAAACCAACGGCAUGGAGUUUUUGUUGCUGGUGGCUGUGACCAAUGGUGAGGAAGAUAAAGUCAUAGAACAUUCGGAAGACAACGAGCACGGUGGCACCCACUCUCAGUGCGGCAUCCGUGGCGAAAAAUAUCCAGACAAGAAGCCCAUGGGCUACCCACUGGAUCGUCACAUUCCCGACAAGCGCCUCAUCUUAGACAUUCCUAAUAUCAAGACAACAACUGUGAAGGUCUUCCAUGAACUUCACCAUGAAGAUCACUAGAUAAAACAAUAUUAAGAUAUCUGUUUUGAUGUAUUUCACGAAGAACCUUAUCUUUAAGAUCUUUAAUAUGUAUAUACAGUACAUGUAUUCUUAGUACAGUAUGAAAAAAAUGAAAAAUACUUCAAAUUAUUUGUUUCAAUGAAAAUACAAUUUCAUUGGAAUAUCCAUUUUCAUGCAAAAAUCAAUGUGUUUAUCUAAUCAUUAUUAUUAUUUUUUUCAUUUCAUUCAAACAACAAACUUGUCAAAAUUCAGCAGCAAUUCAGUCUUGUUUUACUUCAAAAUACAAUACAUGAAACUAUUCAUUCUCUUUUAUGAACAUUAUUAAUUUUUAUGAUUACCAUUGAGAGAGUUGCCAAUGUUAGUAAAUCAUACAGGUAAGCUGAUGUGGGUAUAAAAUGCUUUAUGCAUGUAUAGUGAUCAUUAAUAGUUCUAUUAAUAAUUGUUACAGAAAUUCAUGGAUGUUUAUUUGGGCAAGAAAAUCAAUAUGAGUUUUGCAACUUACUGUCAAUUAAGAAGGUAUAGAAUGUGAAUAUACAGAAUAAAUCUGUUGAAAAUUUUAA